AUGGUUGGUCUACGACUUUUAGCUCGUCUUCAUGAGAUUUUAACCAUCGCUAAAAGUUCGGAUCCAAGUGUACCAUUUGGUGGUAUUAACAUAGUUUUAUUUGGCGAUUACAUGCAAUAUUCACCUGUGCUUGACAAAGCUUUAUUCAUAGACGUUUUCAUGGAAUCUAGUUCGUCUAUGGCUAAUUCAACAUCAGUAUCGAAAAGAUCAUUAAGUGAAUAUGAAAUCCAAUGUCAAGUUGGGCGGGCACUUAUUCUUCAAGUCAAUGUUGUUGUCAAGCUUACCAUACAGAUGCGAGUGGAUGAUACAGAGUAUUUGGGAGCACUUGAUAGAUUACGAUUUGGUGAAUGCAAUAUGAAUGAUUAUGAACUGUUUCGUUCACUGAUUAUCGGUCGACCUGGUGCGAUUCAAUCAUUAUCGGACAUUCCAUGGAAUGAUGCUCCAAUCUUAGUUUAUCGAAAUGAAAUUCGUACAGAACUUAACAACCGUGCCGUCAUAAACAAAUGCAAGGAACUCAAUCAUCCUUUGAUAGUAUGUGUUGCUCAAGACAAAACAAAGUCCAAAAAAAUUGAUACAAAGAAUCUUCAUCGACUACAAAAUUUUCUUCUUGAUCUACCAGACAACAAAACUGAAUCGCUUCCUGGCUAUUUACCAUUGGUUCCAGGAAUGCCUGUUCUAUUAACAGAUAAUGUUGCAACUGAACUUGGACUUUCAAAUGGGACAAAAGGAAUAUUUCGUCAAAUCGUCUAUGAAGAAUUGGAUACUUCUCUUACUUAUACCAAUACAAAAUUUCCUAAAAAUACAAUUUUUAUUCGAAAACCCUCCUAUGCUCUUUUGGAGGUGCCAAAAGCGAAAAUCAGCACAAAAUUCGAUUCUCUUGAACCGCAACUGGUUUCCAUAUCUGCCGUCGAAAAAACCUUCGAAGUUAAUGUUCAAUCUCUAUUACCAAUUUCUACGUCUACUUCGGCGAAGUCUAAUGGCAACCGUGCGCAUUCACCAGCUUCAAAGAUCACCGUGACAAGAAAGGCUUUACCUUUUAUUCCGGCCUAUUCAAUCACCACACACAAAGCACAAGGUCAAACAAUGUCAAAAGUGGUUGUUGAUUUGAGACUUCCACCUGGUAAAGAAGAAGUCGCUUCUCGUUAUGUACCAUUGGGACGUGUCAAGUCUCGCAAAGACAUUGCUAUUUUACAAGACUUUCCUUUUUCAGCAUUACAAGUAAAACCAAGCAAAGCUCAACGAGUCGAACUUGAUCGACUUAACAGACUAAACGAAGUAACUUUAGAAAGAUAUCAGACAUGGAAACAAUAA
This is a messenger RNA of Rotaria sp. Silwood1, 1311 nucleotides long. The record is from the annotation of a GenBank genome assembly. Lineage: Eukaryota; Metazoa; Rotifera; Eurotatoria; Philodinida; Philodinidae.